This is a messenger RNA of Magnolia sinica, 699 nucleotides long. RefSeq names its product serine/arginine-rich SC35-like splicing factor SCL28. Gene Ontology annotation, molecular function: RNA binding. The transcript has a single exon. Bases 1 to 699 code for a protein of 232 amino acids. Lineage: Eukaryota; Viridiplantae; Streptophyta; Magnoliopsida; Magnoliales; Magnoliaceae. Gene Ontology annotation, biological process: mRNA splicing, via spliceosome. Gene Ontology annotation, cellular component: nuclear speck. The record is from RefSeq and is a predicted model, not a curated record.
AUGAGAGGUAGGUCUUUGGCCAGAAGUGUCAAGGCCGCCUCUCGUCAUCACCAUCGCGAACCCGACCGUACGACCAAACCCCCUUCCACCAAUCUGCAUCCUCACCUCAACAGAACAGAUUUCACUUUGUUUGUUGCCAAUAUCCCUUUCGAUUGUUCCAGGGAAGACAUUUGGGGCAUUUUUAGUAAGUAUGGCAAGCUCUUGGAUGUUUACAUCCCUUCUCUCCUAGGGAUUUCUAAGCCAAGGGGAUAUGCUUUUAUCCGUUUUUUAUAUGAGCAGGACGCAGUGGCAGCUAAAUACCUACUGAAUGACUGUCGGAUUAACAGUAGAAUCGUCUCGAUUAGAUGGGUCAGGGCCAAACGAUUCACCACCGACAAUGUCAGGGUACGCAUUCCCCCUCACCAAGCUCAACCGAGCAGAAAGGCAGGUCCCCUGCCUCCUACAAGAUCGUACAUGACGGCAGCAACUUCUUCUCAACCUGUCCCUAAUAUCAGGAAAAUCAGGGAUGUCGCAGAUGGCAAUCCUUCUCCGCCCUCUCCACCAACAACCAUUGCGGACCCGACAGCGGUCGCGCACCGACUGCAUCUCUUGAGCCUUGUCGUGGUGGGAUGUACCUCUAGUCCGCUCAUCUCUGUGUCGUGGGCCACGGCUGCAAUCAGAGACUCCAAAUUCCAAGUGUCGGCGGUAGAUAUUGUCUGA